AUGCCGAAUACACACCCUCAAGAUGCAGCGUACGCCGCUUCUCUCGACUCUCCAGAGACUUUCUGGUCUCACGAAGCCAAACAACUGAGCUGGGCUGUACCUCCGAAGACCAUAAUCGAACGUACUACCAAAACCCUGCAAUCUGGCACCAAGCAUCAACACUGGAAGUGGUUCCCAGAUGGCGAAAUUUCGACCUCAUACAACUGCGUGGACCGACACGUCGAUGCUGGAAACGGACAACGUACGGCGAUCAUCUGGGACUCGCCCGUGACGGGUUCCCAAGAGAGGAUCAGCUACGCCCAACUCGCAGAAGAGGUCGCAACACUCGCUGGUGUAUUGCGUGAAGAGGGGGUGAAGAAAGGAGAUGUGGUUUUAAUAUACAUGCCUCAAAUACCUGCUGCUCUCAUCGGCAUACUCGCCACUGCAAGACUUGGUGCUAUACAUGCUGUCGUUUUUGGCGGAUUCUCAGCACCAAGUCUAGCACAGCGCAUCGAUGCAUCCAAGCCUCGAGUAGUCCUCACUGCCAGUUGUGGCAUUGAAGGUGCAAAAGGACCACUGCCGUAUCAACCUCUUGUGCGCGGUGCCUUUGAGCAGUCCAAGCACAAGCCGAGUAAAACCAUCAUCUGGCAGCGUGAGCAAAGCAGAUGGGAUCCUGUCAUCAAAGAAGACGGCGAACGUAACUGGCAACGACUAGUAAAGAGCGCUAAGAACCGUGGCUUAAAGGCAGAGAACGUUCCAGUCAAGAGCAACGAUGGGCUUUACAUCAUCUAUACUUCGGGCACGACAGGCGCACCGAAAGGAGUGCUGCGCGAGGCCGGUGGUCAUGCUGUCGGUCUGAACUAUUGUAUGCGCUACCUGUUCGGCAUUCAGGCUGGCGAUGUCAUGUUUUGUGCAUCUGACAUUGGUUGGGUGGUUGGUCACUCCUUCAUCUGCUACGCACCACUACUGGCAGGUGCGACCACGGUUCUGUUCGAAGGCAAGCCAAUUGGUACACCAGAUGCUGGCACUUUCUGGCGCUGUAUCGAACAGCACAAGGUGAACGUGAUGUUCACUGCACCCACAGCUCUGCGAGCUAUCCGUCGUGAAGAUGGACAGCAUAAAUUCUUCAUCGAAAGAGGUGAGAGAAAUGGACUUAAAUCACUACGAGCACUGUUCUUGGCCGGCGAGCGUAGUGAGCCAGCUGUCAUCAAUGACUACACAAAGCUACUGCAGAAGUAUGGUGCACCUGGUGCCGCAGUCGUGGAUAACUGGUGGUCUUCUGAAUCAGGUUCGCCAAUGACAGGAUUAGCACAGCUGCCAUGUUCGUGGCACAGCGGAGGUGAUGAUAAGCAGAUUAAGCCUCUGGAGACAAGACCAGGAAGUGCAGGAAAGCCAAUGCCCGGAUUUGACAUCAGAGUUGUAGACGACGAUGGCAAUGAGGUGCCGCAAGGAAAAACCGGCAACAUCGUUCUCGGUAUGCCACUUGCACCUACCGGGUUCACGACACUUUGGAAGGAUGAGAAGCGCUUCUAUAACGGAUACAUGCUGCGAUUCGAGGGCAAGUGGCUCGACACAGGCGACGCUGGUAUCAUCGACAAAGAUGGUUAUGUCCAUAUCCACGGCCGUAGUGAUGACAUGAUCAACGUCGCUGCACACAGGUUGAGCACUGCAAUCUCAUCACACCCUGCAAUCACAGACAACUGCGUCAUCCCAGCGCCGGACCCUCUGAAGGGACACGUACCAUUCGCGUUCGUCGCCCUUUCGCCGUCGGCUGGAUCAAUCCCAGAAAGCGAAUUGCUCUCUGCCAUCAACUCGCGUGUCAGAGCAGCUGUUGGUCCCAUCGCCACAUUGGGAGGUGUUAUUGUAGCACAGGGAGUAAUCCCUCGCACAAGAAGCGGCAAGACUCUACGCAGAGUGUUGAAGCAAAUGGUAGAAGAUGCAAGCGAAGGCCACUUCGAUAAAGAAGUGGAAAUCCCAGCAACGAUUGAAGACGCAGAAGUUGUCGAAAGAGCGAGAAAGGUGAUCAAGACUUAUUUCACCAGGAAGAGCAAGCUGUAA
Aureobasidium musti is the source of this 2037-nucleotide messenger RNA. Lineage: Eukaryota; Fungi; Ascomycota; Dothideomycetes; Dothideales; Saccotheciaceae. The record is from the annotation of a GenBank genome assembly.